Molecule: messenger RNA, 399 nt
Organism: Pistacia vera
Lineage: Eukaryota; Viridiplantae; Streptophyta; Magnoliopsida; Sapindales; Anacardiaceae
Exons: 2
Coding region: 1-399 (132 amino acids)
Source: RefSeq, a predicted model, not a curated record
AUGGCGAACGAUAGAACUUUGAGGGAAUUCUCAGUGCCCACAGUUGAUGGUAGUUUUCCAAGUAUCACUAGGCAAUCAGUUCAAGCCAAUAAUUUUGAGAUAAAGCCGACAAUCAUUCAAAUGAUCCAACAGUCGGUACAGUUUGGGGGAAAUCCAAAUGAAGAUCCAAACUCACAUAUUGCUAACUUCUUCAAGAUAUGCAACACAUUUAAAGCAAACGGAGUGUUAGAUGAUGCCAUCAGGUUGAGAUUAUUUCCAUUUUCACUAAAAGAUAAAGCAAAGGGAUGGUUAUUGGCACUACCAGCAGGGACAAUCACCACCUGGAAUGAAUUUGCACAAAGGAAACUAGAGAUUGGUGAGGUGAAGCCCACAACCGUAUCCUUGCAGCUUGCAGAUUGA